GACGACGCCACUGACACAUCACGCUCUCUCGGGGUAUGAGGGAUACGGCGCUUCGCUGCUUCAAACGCCUGGACGACUGCGUCACCCUAAAGUCCCGGUGUCUGCGCAAGGUGGUCCUGCUCAUCAUGACGGCACGGAAGCCACCGGACGACCGCGCGCGCCCGCUGGAGGUGAAUCCCUUUCGCAUCUUUCCUAGCGACCUGGUUGAGGACCUCAUCGAGACGGUCAUCCAGAUGUCACCGAGGGCUCGAGACAAGAUGACACCUGACGUGCGCGCAGACGACCUCAGCCUGCUCGUUCGGAGCGGCCGGCUGCGCUGCUUCUCGCUGUGGGACGUGGAGAUACACAGCCGCGACUUCUCGACGGCGCUCCGGCAGCUGAGCGACCCGGGUGCGGCGGCGCUGCUGCAGGAGGUGGAGAUCGACGGAGUGUACGUGCGGGGCCGCCGACCGGAGUCCAUCCUGCGCAGUCUCGAGAACGUCGGCCGGCUUCUGCGCUCGGCCCCCAAGCUGCGGGCGCUCAGGUUGGGCCUUAGCGGCCGUUCCCUCCUGGACUUGUCAGCGCUUGAGAAUCUGGAAGAGCUGAGCCUCACGUAUGACUGUCACCGUGAAUUGGACGAGAUCAUCGCCCAGGCUGAAAAAACCGGCGACCCCCUCUGGCCUCGGCUCAGGUGUUUUUCGUACGGCGACUACUUCUCGAGUGCAUCACGGCGCACCGUGUCGUACCUCCUGUGCCACUGCACGCAACUCGUCGAGCUCCGGGCAGACGUGUCGGGAGCCCUGUUGGACCUGCACGAGCAACCGUUCCUCCAAGAAGGGGGCCUCACCUGCAGGUAUCGCCUGCAGAAGACCGCGCUCGGAUCCUUCGUGUACGGCUCGGACCAGCCGAAGCGUCCGCCGCCACAGAGGGACUUCGACAUAAGCGGCCCGUCUGCGCUUUGCGUGCAGAUUACCACAGUCGCGUGCCCGAAUCUCGUCGACUUGGACAUGUACGUAGACUGCCACGAAUCCGUGCUGGCGCUGGGGGAGUUUUCCCACCUGCGCUACCUGAAGCUGAUGUGGGUGAGCGCUAAGCUCGCCGGAUGCUUCGAGACCAGUACAUUGAGUCUCCUGCACGAGGUUGGCUGCCAGCUCGUGGAACUGUGCCUGCACUCUUUCGUCAAGGUGGACCUAAAUGCCGUGGCCUUCCUAUGCCCGUCGCUGGAGGCGUUCGGCCUCAUCCAGUGCCGAACCGUGGCUAACCACGUUCCUGUCUCCCAGCCUUUCGCAGGUUUGGCAAAGGUUAGGGUCAUCCCGCCGCCGGACUAUCCAUCUAUACAAGCGGAGGACGACCUCUGCUGUGUGCUAGGUUCUUGCUCGGCUCUCAAGUCCUUCGUCGUAGACCUCGUGGCCGAAGACUUCGAGCUCCUAGUCGACCGGCUGUUGCAGGCGACCAACAGCGGCUUUCGCUCCGUCGAGCUGGCAGGCCUUUACUUCCAGCAGCCCACUACGACGCCAGCUGUGCGGGACGGUGUGCUCAGGCUCCUCCUUGCCUGUGAAGCGCUCAGGUAUCUCGUGGUUGCGGACACUGACCUGGGCGACCUCGCCAAGCGGGUCAACCCACGGCUGAAAAUUCGUUUCGAGUACCUUUACGUCGGCCUCUGAAGAAGCAG
Dermacentor silvarum is the source of this 1651-nucleotide messenger RNA. RefSeq lists its product as uncharacterized. The record is from RefSeq and is a predicted model, not a curated record. NCBI's taxonomy places the organism in Eukaryota, Metazoa, Arthropoda, Arachnida, Ixodida, Ixodidae. The transcript has 7 exons. Bases 36 to 1643 code for a protein of 535 amino acids.